AAUCAGAAUCGUAAAAAAAAAAGGAUUCGCGAACGGGAAGAAGCACAUCUCGCUUCGUGACUACUUCGUCAAGGACGAAAUCGAGCAGGGCCGCCUCCAAUUGGUCUACUGCCCCACCACCGAAAUGGCAGCUGACUACUUGACCAAGAAGCUGAUGAAGGCCAAGUUCCAGUACUGCAUGCUGCUGAUUGGACUGCAACACUUAGUUAAGCAGCAGCGAAGCAGAUUUGGGGUAACCUGCAGCAGUCGCGAGAUGGGUGAACACCUGCACGGCCAGGUGGAUAGGGAUACCGGAGAAUUUCUAGAGUUGGGUAACAGCUGGGCGGAGACCGACAACAUAUGAUGCGCAUUGACCCUGAUCGACGGCCAAAACAGUUCAUGCGUACACCUGGUGGAGAAACCGUGGGGGUGCUGCUAAAGGAUGCCGUGACGCCCGAGUGUUCUUACAGGUGUAACACGGACUGCUUCGUCGGAGACGACGGGCAUCGGCUGCUGUUAGCGAUCGCGUUCGUAACUGAGGUGGACUUCGCGAACAUCAUCCUGGUCAGCAUCUGCAAGAGGAAUAAAUUCCGGUAUGCCUGUCGAGGCGACAGGUUCGGGGAUGUUAGUUGCGGCAGCUUCGGAAGCUUCAAAAACUGCCUCGUCCUGUACAUCAGCUUCGGCUUCGUCAGUUGCAAAUGCACGCGAGCCUUCGAACAGCCUGGCGGGGUUGGCAGCUGCUGCUUGGUGGGCACAAAAAACGGGCAAGGUUAGUCUUUGAUAGAAGAGACAAUCAUGUGAAGGGACGAUAUGGUUGGAACGAAGAUCCAAAAUCUUCCAUGCGUGCUACUGUUUUCGAUGCCGAGGUGUACCCCCCAUUUUGCUCGUUCGGAAAAUUUGCCGAGUGCUGCAGUUGGAGGACGAAACUGCACGACACACCCGAAAACUUGUAAAGGUUUGGUACUUCUCACUGUUCGUGUCCAAUGCAGGUGUGGAGAACUCCGGCAGGGACGUAGAAGAAAGAAGGUUGUGUAACUUCACGGCGUGGUCCAUCGCAUACGGCCAAAAGCGAG
Molecule: messenger RNA, 1052 nt
Organism: Closterium sp. NIES-67
Lineage: Eukaryota; Viridiplantae; Streptophyta; Zygnematophyceae; Desmidiales; Closteriaceae
Source: the annotation of a GenBank genome assembly